AUACCGUUCCGAUAUUGAGAGAACGCAUUUCCAUAAUCCGGUCACGUGUACACUACCCUAUCCUUUAUCCCUAACCGAUCCCAUCGAUCCAUCGAUCCAUGCCCAACGGGUUUACACGUUAUUGUCCAUGCUCAACGAAGUGCACACACACACACACACACACAUCCUGGUCCAUUGAUCCGCACGAUUAUCGCUGUUUCCACGAUCGAUCGUGCGUUAACAUCGAUCGAUCGAUCCUCGGUCUUGAAUCUUCAAUCUUUGCUUCCUGAAGAGAGAGAGAGAGAGAGAGAGACACGGUUGUGAGACGGAGAGAUAAGAGACACCUUCCAUCCAUAUUUAUGUUUAUGUGUUCACAAUAUGACCGUUAAGGAGAACGCGGAAGUACGAUCUGGUUAUAUAGAUGACGGUAUAAAUGAAGGAGGGGAAGGGAGAUAAAAGAGGAAAACGAGGAAGAGAGAGAGAGAGAGAAAAAGGAAAAAAAAAAGGAGAAAAAUUUAUUCAUCCGAGAGACGCGAUAUAAUCGCUCGCGGCCGAUAAGUAUCGCCAUUCGUGAACGGAAAGGAUAAUUCGGAUUUAUUAAAAAGCAGAUAUGACACGAUACCUAGUUUCUGUUUGCUCAAAACAUUCGGCCGUCUCUUAAGUUCAACAACUUGGAGCAUUUAUCCCUGAAAGUUCACGGGUGUCGUUCCCCUUCUUUUUCCUUUUAUUGUCCUCCUCCUCCUCCUCCUCCUCCUUCUCCUCCUCCUCCUUGUCGAACCAAGACCGGUAAUUAAUCGAGGAAAGUGAAUGAGAUAUCAACGCUUGGCUUUGAACAUCCUGUCAGAUCAUGAACACUUCGAUCCGUUCGAUUUUGCUGGUGCUCUUUUUAGUCUAUUCGAUGGUAUUCGUGCUCGUUGCAGGAAGCGUUCCUUUCGAACGAGCCAUAGGAGUCUGUAUCCGAAAUUGCGCUCAAUGCAAGAAAAUGUUCGGCCCGUACUUCCUUGGACAAAAGUGUGCCGAUUCUUGUUUCAAGAACAAAGGAAAACUCAUUCCCGACUGCGAGGAUGAGGACUCGAUCCAACCAUUCCUCCAAGCGCUUGAUAGCGAAUAUUAGAAAAAUAAGAUCGACUUGAAGUUCCUCGCUGUUUAACAAUUAUUCGCGCUAAAUAUAACAUAACAUACCAAAAGUGUCGCCUGAAUUUGCAAAUAGAGUAUACAAACGUAAUAUAAUCUGUCUAUUAAGUAACAAGUAUAUCGAAUUCUUCUUCUUUUUUUUUUUUAAUUUCUCAGGAAGACACAUAAUACGUGAUUAUAACAAAUUAAAACUAUUUAAUUUCAUAUUUGUUAUAUCUGUGAAUAUUAUUAUUUAAGUCUAUAUUUAAA
Apis mellifera (honey bee) is the source of this 1362-nucleotide messenger RNA. RefSeq names its product eclosion hormone. The record is from RefSeq and is a predicted model, not a curated record. Gene Ontology annotation, biological process: ecdysis, chitin-based cuticle; neuropeptide signaling pathway. NCBI's taxonomy places the organism in Eukaryota, Metazoa, Arthropoda, Insecta, Hymenoptera, Apidae. The coding region runs from base 827 to 1093 and encodes 88 amino acids. Gene Ontology annotation, molecular function: ecdysis-triggering hormone activity. The transcript has 3 exons.